Hibiscus syriacus is the source of this 2242-nucleotide messenger RNA. RefSeq lists its product as uncharacterized. Bases 258 to 2006 code for a protein of 582 amino acids. Lineage: Eukaryota; Viridiplantae; Streptophyta; Magnoliopsida; Malvales; Malvaceae. The transcript has 4 exons. The record is from RefSeq and is a predicted model, not a curated record.
UUUUUCUUCUUUUUACCCUUGAGAUAAAAUGAGAAUAAAGAAAUUCGAAAUUUGUUAUCUUUGUAAUUGAAGGGAUCCCUAAAACUUUAUCCCCCGAACAUCCACUUUCGAGGAUUCAAAUCCUUAAUAUGCUUGUUUGAUCGGAUUCCGUAUCGGUAUUCUCCGGAGUGUAAUUUGAUUUUGUCAUUGUUUGUCUACUGGGAAACGAAGAGGCAAGGGAUAUAGUUGGCUUUUAAGAUUCUGUGGUUCUGUCGACUAUGGAGCGAGAAAAUAACAAAAAUGUAGCUGACACUACUGAAGUAGACUUAGCAAAAUCAGAAUCAUCUGAAAAGAAAAGCUCUAAUUUAUCGAAGGCCAAAUCUGAUACUGCAAAGUCAGUGGCCAACAAUUUCCUAAAGACGAGAAAAGCAAAUGUUACUUCUGAGGUCCAGAGGAAAAAACAAAAGAAGAAAAGCACGAGCAUAUCAGGAGGCAGUAAAGCAAUUGAAAAUGGCGUUACAAAGUUAAACUCAAUUGAAGAAAAUCAGAAAAAGGAUGCUACCACAAGUAUGGAGCAUGUAGAGAAGAGCCAGGAGAUCCAAAAGAAUCAAGAAGAUACAAGUGCAUCUGAUAGCAAGGAAAAGAUUACAAAAUCAAAUAACAAUCCCAAUAAACGGAAAAGUGGUGAGGAACCUGGCCCUUCUAAUAGAAAUACAAAGAAUGAAGAAAAUGAGGAGGGUAAUAAAAGAAGAAAACGAAAUGAACAGAAGGAAAAACACAAUAAUUCAAUGAGGAAUAACACAAGUGGCGAAAAGCGAGAUGGUGAGGGAAAGAAACAAGAAAUUAUAAAGAAAGAAAAGAUCGAUGGUCUAAUAUUUAUGUGCAACGCAAAGACCAAGCCAGAUUGUUUCGGAUAUUAUGUAAUGGGGGUACCAGCAGGUAAAAAGGAUCUUGUUAUGGGCAUUAGGCCUGGUGUUAAGCUUUUCCUCUAUGAUUAUGAUCUCAAGCUUUUGUAUGGGAUUUAUGAGGCCUCCUCUUCUGGUGGCAUGAAACUCGAGCCCAAGGCUUUUGGUGGGGCUUUCCCUGCUCAGGUACGGUUCAGUGUCCAUGCUGAUUGUCUUCCUCUGGCAGAGAACAUUUUCAAGAAGGCAAUCAGGGAAAAUUACGAUGAGAAAAACAAAUUCAAAACUGAACUUACUGUUAGACAGGUUCGGAAGCUCACAGAACUUUUUCGACCGGUUCCAGUUAAAUCAACUGCGUCACCUUUUCACCGCCCAUCAAGGGAAGUUCAUGAUAGACCAAGGGAAGCAAGGCCCCCAUCACAUAGGGAAGCUUCUCUUAGGGAUCCUUAUACCAAUAUUAGUGCUAGAAGUUAUGCUCCCUGUGAAAGGGAUCAGCGAGUUGGAUAUGGAGAGUUGGCAUCUAUUAAGAGGGAGGAUGGUCAUGAUUUAUACCCUAGUGAGAAGGAAUAUAGGACUUAUAGUCUUCUGGGGGACAGAAGUAACUUGACUCCUCAGCAUCGUAUCACUCCUUGGUUAACAUCUUACAUGGGAGAUCACAGAGAGGCAUCUCUGCGACAACCAGAUAUUGUAUACAGGGAACCUGUGCCUUCGCAGAGAGAUACAGUUUGCUCUGAUCCUCUUUACUCAACUGAAAGAGAAUACCGGACUUAUGAUUUGGGUGCUACACGGGAAAUGCAACCAACAGUUUCUGCACGAACUGCAAACACAUCUGUAGCUGGUGCUUCUACCUUGGACUCCUAUAGUACAGAUCCAUAUUAUGGCCGUUAUUCUGGUGAUCCAUUGGUGGACGCUUACCUACCUCGCCCGAGAGAGGCACAGCCAAUUGAGACUGAUCUUUUGAGGAGGGAAAGCAACCAAGUGGAUAGGUUAUAUUCUGCAUAUCCUUCUGGUGCUUUAAUAGAUCGGAACCAGAUACAUCGUCAUCGAGAUGUUAAACCUGCAUCUGCUUCUACAUCAGUUUCGUCCCGGUAUGCCUUUGGUGGUUCAUCGUUGCUUUAUCGCUGAGAGUUAUCAGUCCCUUCAUAUCGCCAGCACAAGACAUGUUCUUUUAAAAUUAAUGUUCUCUUUGCUGGUUAUCUCCAUGCAUGCUGUUGAACUUCAAUAAGCUACUCUGUUAAAUGGUAUAUGAUACAUAAUUAGGAUAACAAUGCAGUUAUCUGGAUGUGUUUGAAUGUUUUGUCUGACCAUUUUGCCAACCUAUCUAUUCAGCCUUUUUGCUAACAGCCACAUUCUGUUUUCAU